AUGGAAGAAGACUUAUUCUUGGUACUCGAGUAUAGCAUGAAGUCUUCUGCUUACUCGAAAGUGCCCGGAACUGGCGAGGAAUUGAAUCACAUGAUUAGCGCAGUAAGACGCAGUAAAAUUUCGUUUAAUUUUGGCCAACACUAUUUCAUAUUUUUAGCCAGAACUUUGGAUAUAAUAAUUCGACACCCAAGCUGGCAAACUAAUAAAACCUCUCUGGUUCCCUGCCAGUUCCACGACAGUUCCAUGACGUGCCGGCCGAAAUUAAUCGCAGAUUUACAUCGAAUUACUGCGCCACCCGAUACGAUAUUUUUUACACCAUUUCAGCAAUCAAAAACAGCUAGAAUGGCGCCAAUACCGACGCAACUUCUUAACAACAAAAAGGUUACAGAACCAGAUAAGCACAUGCAAUAG
This is a messenger RNA of Ambispora gerdemannii, 411 nucleotides long. NCBI's taxonomy places the organism in Eukaryota, Fungi, Glomeromycota, Glomeromycetes, Archaeosporales, Ambisporaceae. The record is from the annotation of a GenBank genome assembly.